Messenger RNA from Adineta ricciae, 1047 nucleotides. Lineage: Eukaryota; Metazoa; Rotifera; Eurotatoria; Adinetida; Adinetidae. The record is from the annotation of a GenBank genome assembly.
AUGAUUUCUUUUGGAAUAGUUUUCAUAAUAAUUGUGAAUUUAAUUUAUGGUCAAUUUAAUUUGUAUUAUACGGACUUGAUAAAUAAAAAUAGUUUAUAUCAUGAUUGUUUACAAUACAAUUCAGUCAAUUAUGUCAAAGUUUUGGGAAUAGACAGCAGAUUUCCAAAUCCUUAUCAAAUCAUUCCGUAUUGUUUACGACCAUUUUCAGAAGAAGAAUGGGUGGACACAGUUAUCGUACAUGAUAAUAUCGUAUCGAAUUUAACAUUUGAUGAAUUGAAAACGAUGAAUGUAACUGGACGCGAUCUGCUGUCUUGGUCUGCUUCCAUCGAUCUUGUCGAACGUUAUGAAAAUUAUUUAAACGAUUUGGAAAUAGAUUCGAAAUUCGAUCGAUUUUAUAAUUGUACACCAUUAUGGUUUGGAACAUUUUGUCAAUUUACAUUCGAUUCUGAUCAAUUAUUCGAUGAUAUCGUAGAGGAAACUUUUGAAAAAAAGGAUGUCGAGUACAUUGGAACGAGUCCGGAUAUUCAAUCGCAUCUUGAUAUAACUAAUUUGACCUGUUACCUACAUAUACAAUGUAAUCGUGGACCAUCACCAAUGUGCCUGGAUUGGCGUGAAAUAUGUGACGGAAGAAUUGAUUGUUUAGGUGAUGGAAUAGAUGAAAUGAAUUGUUUGCAGUUGGAAAUAAAUGAAUGUGAGUCAAACGAGUACCGAUGUCAUAAUGGAAUGUGUAUUCCUGAAGACUUCGUCAAUGAUCAUGCAUAUAAUACUGAUUGUCUUGAUCGAACCGAUGAAAAUAAUUUCGAUGAAUUGAAAAUCGGUAGAAGUUUUGGAUUUACUUUUUGUUAUCAAGAUCCAACAUUUCGUUGCGAAGAAUCAGAUCAUUUCUUUGGUUUACGAGGUUUCGUUUGCGGUGAUGGACAAAAUAUUAAAAUGCAAACAGCAUUUGCUAUGAAUUUUGAUGCGACUUCAUAUUUAUAUUGUAAAAAUCGACGUAAUGAAAUCAUGUGGAAAUCAACUCUAUCGAAUAUACAACAUUCUUGGAAUUGA